Messenger RNA from Hemibagrus wyckioides, 1994 nucleotides. It is a transcript of the gene hdac8, whose product is annotated as histone deacetylase 8. Lineage: Eukaryota; Metazoa; Chordata; Actinopteri; Siluriformes; Bagridae. The record is from RefSeq and is a predicted model, not a curated record. Gene Ontology annotation, molecular function: histone deacetylase activity. Bases 119 to 1255 code for a protein of 378 amino acids. The transcript is spliced from 11 exons.
UCACUACGUACCGGAAGACGGUGGUGUUGAUGCUAUUCGAUUUAAACGUCUCAAGAAAAGCAGUUACUAUCUUCCUUUAUUAAAUCCUGACUUUAUUAGUUUUAGUGUGUGGUGUUAAAUGUGUGACAGCGCGGACUCUAACAAUGGGAAUAAUACUAAACGCAGCGUGGUUUAUAUUCACAGCCCGGACUAUGUGGAGACCUGUGACUCUUUAUCAAAAGUCCCAAACCGAGCGAGUAUGGUGCAUUCUCUGAUUGAAGCUUAUGGCUUAUUAAAGCAUAUGAGCGUGGUUAAGCCUCGUGUGGCUACGAUGGAGGAGAUGGCAGUGUUUCAUACACACUCUUACCUCGAGCACCUGCACAAGAUCAGUCAGAAUGGAGACAAUGAUGACCCUCAGUCAGUGGAUUUUGGACUGGGGUAUGAUUGUCCAGUGGUGGAGGGCAUAUUCGAGUACGCGGCCGCUGUCGGUGGAGCCACUCUGACGGCCGCCCAGUGUCUGCUGGAUGGAAAGUGUGAAGUUGCCAUCAAUUGGGCAGGAGGCUGGCACCAUGCCAAAAAGGAUGAGGCGUCUGGGUUCUGCUAUGUGAACGAUGCUGUUUUGGGUAUCCUCAAACUCCGGGAGAAGUAUGAGAGAGUGCUUUAUGUAGACGUGGACCUUCACCAUGGUGAUGGCGUAGAAGAUGCCUUCAGCUUCACAUCCAAAGUGAUGACUGUGUCUCUACAUAAGUUCUCUCCUGGCUUCUUCCCAGGUACAGGUGAUGUGUCCGACACAGGCCUUGGAAAGGGCAGAUGGUACGCUGUUAACGUGCCUCUGGAGGACGGAAUCAGAGACGAUCGCUACCUCCAGGUCUUCACCAGCGUCAUGCAGGAAGUGAAAGCGCUGUUUAACCCUGAAGCUGUAGUGAUGCAGUUAGGGGCAGACACCAUUGCUGGCGACCCUAUGUGCUCUUUUAACAUGACUCCAUUGGGGGUGAGCAAGUGCCUUAGCCAUGUACUGGAGUGGAAGCUACCUACACUUCUGCUGGGAGGAGGUGGGUAUAACCUUGCCAAUACUGCCCGCUGCUGGACCUAUCUGACAGGGACAGUCCUGGAACAGACUCUAUCCUCAGAGAUACCAGAUCACGAAUUCUUUACGGAAUACGGUCCGGAUUAUACUCUGGAGAUAAGCCCGAGCUGCCGACCCGACCGCAAUGAGAGCCAGCAGUUGGAGCGGGUCAUCAGUACUAUCAAAGGGAAUCUGAAGAAUGUCGUUUAAGCAGUGGGCUCUAAGCUCAUGUUUCCAAAUCAGACCCUGCUCUCCUAAUGAAGACAGUAUGUGCGAGCCAUCAGCAGAGCGGAGCUUUGGAAAACAUUACUCGAAUGUUUCAGAGGAACUGUGUUUAAUGGGAAUAUGAGCGGGCCAGUGUUGGCCCAUCCGAGAUGUCUUUAGUCAAGAGCGGGUCACAAGGUGAACAGUCCACAGGAUUUUAUCAUAUUUUUAAAAAUUCCAUUGAUAUGAAUUGAAAAGUAAGAUCCUGACCUAGCAAAUCCUCUACACUUGUCAAGAAAGAAUUUUAAUGUGGAUAUUCGGUGCUUCAUUGCGUUUUUUUUGUUUUGAUAGCCAUCACUUGUUAACGUCACGGGGAGAGACGGGGUUCAAAAAUGUUGAGUAUGUUUUUAGAGUUUAGUGAAUUUGUUGUCCAAGAUUGUUUUUAUUUUCUAUGUAUUAUUUUAAGUGGUAUGCCUCUCAAUGUUCCCUGGUGAAAUGAAGUCAUUGUCAUAUAAUGCUGCCAACACACACUCAUACUCUCCAAAAACACAACAAACUGCACCACCCAGGCAUGCUCACAGAAACUGGAAGAUGGACAGAAAGGAUAGAAGGAUAAGAAUGGAGAAUGUAGGUCAACCAAACUUGUCAAAUUCUGUUUGAUGCUGGCGCCCCCUUUUACAAUAUUUUUUUCCUGUGGAUUUUAACAUUUGCAGUGUAAAUAUUUGUUUCCUAAUAAAAAUCGUAA